CGUGGGAGCUUACGAUCGUUUGGACAUUGUCGAGUUGGUGAAAGGGUUAAGUGUAGUGUUGUGAAAUAGUAUUACGUUUGAGGUGCCCGUAACAAGCGUCCCUUCACUACGAUGAUGCCUUUAAACUCUAUCCCUUAGCGUACAUGGAAAAGACCGAGAUAUGAUACGUAAUAUCCGAUAUUAGUGAAUAAAAUGUGCGAGUGAUUUACAGGAACAAUGGGGACAGUGAGUGCGAGUGUGUUUAAGAAAGUGGUGGCUGUAGUACUGCUGUUGUGGAUAGAUGAUUCGCGAGCAUUGCGUGACGUGCAACUAAUAGCGCCGUCAGCUGUCAGAUUGGGUGACACAGUGUUGCUCGGUUGUAAAUGGACUUUAGAAGGGAACGAGACAUUGUACAGUGUGAAGUGGUACCGGGGUAGACAGGAGUUCUUCAGUUACCUCCCCAAGGAGUAUCCCUAUACGAGACUCUUCGCGCAGCCGGGCAUCAACGUCGACAUAUCAAAGUCGUCGUCGCAGCAGGUGGUGUUGCGCGAGGCGACACGCGCGCUUGCCGGCCGGUUCCGUUGCGAGGUGUCCGCGGACGCUCCCUCCUUCCACACACAAGUCCGCUCCGCGUACAUACACGUCGUAGAAUUACCGCCAGAUAAACCAACAAUAAAAGCUGAGAAGGGCUGGUAUGCGUCAGGUGAUUCCCUUCGUGCCCAGUGCUCGUCACCGCCAGCAGAUCCCCCAGCUAAUCUCACUUGGCUGCUAAACGGAAAAGAUAUCCAAGGCAAACCUAUCAUUCAGCAAAGGAUACUUCCAAGUCCGGCUGUAGCGAUAGACGCCCCUCACAUACCAGACCAGAGCACGACGCCACCUGGUGAUGAAAAUAGCAACAUUAUAUUCAGACCUUGGAAGACAUUUGGACCCUUUGUUGAUACAAUACAGGAAGGAGAAUUAUUGCCAAGUCAAGACACAGUGGUGUUUCCAAAACCUCGUCUAACAGACGGCACGAUAGAAGAAGAUGUCACAGAUCCUAUGCCCACUGUGGAAUCAUCAAAAAAGGUGGCGUCAGUGAGCCAGCUGUCGUUCAUGGUGCGCGCGGACAGCUUCGAGCGCGGCCAGCUGCGCCUCACCUGCGUGUCCAGCGUGCACGCCGUGUACAGCGAGCGCGCUGACCUCGUCAUCAACGAGGAGCGCCCGCAGAUCGCCUCCGUCCUCGGCACCAGGGACAGAGCAUCAGGUUCCGUAGCGUCCUUAUUUUUGACAGCGCUAUGUUCGUCUAUUACUUUCUCCCAAUUAUUAAGACACAUCCUGCGAUGAUGGCGUGCCUGGGGCGAGUAAGCUGUCCUUCAUAACGUCAUAUGUAAAUAACAGAUAUUUUAACACAGACGAGUUGUGCUCACCUAUUAACUGUAUGUAGUUCUUAGAACUUUGGUCUGAGUGCGGUAUUCUUUAACAGAAUUCGGUCUACUGAUAUACGAGUUCAUUGAAAAAUAUAGCAUUGACAGCGAAUGAAAUGGUUUUAUAAUAAACUGAAAUAUAGAUAAGCAAGAUACUGAAAAGAAAGUAAAUAGAGAAACUGUAGAAUUGGUUAAAUACAGUUUUAGUUGUUUCUCUAUACUCUU
Messenger RNA from Papilio polytes (common Mormon), 1607 nucleotides. RefSeq lists its product as uncharacterized. The coding region runs from base 217 to 1302 and encodes 361 amino acids. The transcript is spliced from 10 exons. Lineage: Eukaryota; Metazoa; Arthropoda; Insecta; Lepidoptera; Papilionidae. The record is from RefSeq and is a predicted model, not a curated record.